Molecule: messenger RNA, 1248 nt
Organism: Drepanopeziza brunnea f. sp. 'multigermtubi' MB_m1
Lineage: Eukaryota; Fungi; Ascomycota; Leotiomycetes; Helotiales; Drepanopezizaceae
Biological process (GO): phospholipid metabolic process
Molecular function (GO): phosphatidate phosphatase activity
Source: RefSeq, a predicted model, not a curated record
AUGAACAGCGACAACAGCAUCAUGUCGGUCGUCCGCAGCGCCCGUCUCUCUAAGCUGUUGAUCUUCUCCUAUGUCGUCGACUGGAUCCUAAUCUUCCUGAUCGUGAUCGUGGGAGCUAUCUUUGCGAUUAUCACUCCGAAUAAACGGCCGUUCUCCCUCACCAACCCUGGAAUCUCGUUCCCUCAUGUCGAAGAGACGGUCUCCGUCCCUCUACUUGGCCUCGUGGCCUUGGUCGCUCCAGCCGCCAUCAUCUUCAUCAUCUGCGCCCUUCUCGUCCCAGGCCCUACCGUGCCAAAAUCGACCCCGAAGCAAUUGAUCUUCCAACGAAAGCUAUGGGAAUGGCACACAGGCUGGCUGGGCCUCGCUCUCUCGCAGGCCGCGGCUUUCCUCAUUACGAGCGGGAUGAAGAACUUGUUUGGCAAGCCCCGUCCGGAUCUACUUGAUCGCUGCCAGCCGGACAUUCCCAACCUCUCGGAAUACUCUUACUCGGUAUGGGGCGCCGGAAACAGUUUCGCGAACUUCAAUGUGGUCUCUGCCGGGAUUUGUACGCAGACCGACAGCUCGAAGCUGGACGAUGGGUUCCGAUCUUUCCCCAGUGGCCACGCUUCUUUCGCAUCCGGUGGACUUGUCUACCUGAGUCUCUUCCUCGCGUCCAAAUUGGCCAUUACCAUUCCAUUCCUCGCAGCUGGCUCCGAUGCCACUCGACUAUCUGCCUUCCCAUCCCGCACAGAAAAGAGAGCAGUGGAUGGCAUAGGAGGUCGGGACAGGGCUCUGUCUGGAGAACACGCGCCGGAAAUCCCUUCUGGACACGACGAGAAGAUCAUCGCAGCACGGAACCAGGCCGCUGCACCUCCGAUCUACCUCUUGGUGAUUGUGGUCAUACCUUUCUUCGCAUCCGUCUACAUUACCGCUUCUCGAUACUCGGACUUCCGCCAUGACGGCUUCGACCUUUCCUUCGGAUUCCUGCUCGGAGCCAUCACUUCCUUGUUCGCAUUCCGCUACUAUCACCUUCCCAUUAACCAAGGCGCCGGUUGGAGUUGGGGACCCCGAUCGAGAGACAGAGCUUUCUGGGCUGGUGUCGGGGUAGGAAACUACGCAGGAGACAGGGAGCCACGGUCCGAGGCUGUAAGGCAGACUGCUACGGGUCUGGAGGCCGGGGCGGGCGUACAGAGAAUCAGCGUGGCGAAUGAUGACCGCAUCGAACUCCUCGACUACGGGCGUAACCCGCAGCGGAGACCAUGGGUAUGA